GAGCGCGCUCCUAACGGCCGCGGGGAUGGCGGACGAGGGAGCGGUAACGGUCUGCGUGCGUGUGCGGCCGCUGAUCGCCAGGGAAAAUGCCCUGGAAGAUAAAUUGUCACUGUACUGGAAAAGUGAAAACAAUACUAUUGCAGAAGUGAAUGGUACAAAGGUCUUCAAUUAUGAUCGUGUCUUUCACUCAAGUGACAAUACUCAACAAUUGUAUGAAGGUGUAGCUGUUCCAAUUGUACAAUCAGCAGUUCAGGGAUACAAUGGCACAAUUUUUGCCUAUGGGCAGACUGCUUCAGGGAAGACAUAUACAAUGAUGGGAAAUGAUGAUUCUGUGGGCAUUAUCCCUAAGGCAAUUCAGCAUGUUUUCAAAAUUAUUUGUGAGAUUCCAGACAGGGAAUUUUUGCUAAGAGUUUCUUAUAUGGAAAUCUACAAUGAAACCAUUACGGAUCUGCUUUGUGAUAUCAGGAAGAAGAAACCUCUAGGAAUUCGUGAGGAUGUUAAUAGGAAUACGUAUGUAGAAGAUCUCAUUGAAGAAGUGGUAGUUUCCCCAGAGCAAGUUAUGGAAUGGAUCAGAAAAGGGGAAAAGAACCGACAUUAUGGAGAAACAAAAAUGAAUGAACACAGCAGCCGUUCUCACACUAUCUUCAGAAUGAUCAUAGAGAGCAGAGAAAGAAGUGACCCUGCAAAUGCAAAUUGUGAUGGAGCAGUAAUGGUAUCUCAUUUGAACUUGGUAGAUCUGGCAGGGAGUGAAAGAGCUAGUCAAACAGGAUCUGAAGGUCUCCGAUUGAAAGAAGGCUGCAAUAUAAACCGAAGCUUGUUCAUUCUGGGUCAAGUAAUCAAGAAACUUUGUGAUGACCCUUCUGGCUUCAUAAAUUACAGAGACAGCAAACUGACUCGAAUUCUGCAGAACUCCCUGGGAGGAAAUGCUAAGACGGUUAUUAUUUGUACAAUUACUCCUGUUUCUUUUGAUGAAACACUCAGCACUCUUCAGUUUGCCAAUACAGCCAAAAGAAUGAAAAACACCCCAAAAGUCAAUGAAGUGCUCGAUGAUGAYGCUCUCUUGAAGAGAUAUCGCAAAGAAAUUCUGGAUUUGAAAAAGCAGCUAGAGGAAGUUUCCUCAAAAACUCAAAUCCAUGCAAUGGAGAAAGAUCAAUUAGCACAACUAUUGGAAGAAAAAAAUUCUCUUCAAAAAGUACAGGAGGAUAGAAUAAGGAACUUAACUGAAAUGUUAGUGACUUCUGCCUCAUUUUCUUCAAAGCAGAAUGCUAAAGCCAAAAGAAGAAGAAGGGUUACCUGGGCUCCUGGUAAAAUAAACCAGGAGAACAUGAGCUAUUUUGAAGACUUUGAAAAGCUAAAACCAACUGAAAAAAAAAUGAAAAUGUCUCUGUCAGCAUUACCAGACAUGGAGGAYUCUACAAUUUCAGAGAAUUUUGAAAGUGAUAACCAGUGGCUAACUGUUCCUGAUCAAAUUUCUGAAGUAGAAUGGACUGCUGGACAAAACAUGAACUGGACUCAUAGAGACUUUGAAGAAUCUGUACAACUCUGUGAAGCAUUGGCAUUAGAAAAGGAUAUUGCUUUAAAUGAGGUCAAUGCCCUCCAAGCCAACUUUAAUAACCUAGUAUUGGAAAAUGAACAACUAAAAUCAGAAGUAAAUGAAUUGAAGGAAAAACUGAAGGAUAAAAUAGAAAUGGAUGAAUUUGAAGUACUGGAAAAACAAACACAAAAAGAUCAUGAGAUACAGCUAAUGCAUGAAAUUACCAACUUAAAGAAUAUAGUUUCAAAUGCAGAAGUGUACAAUGAGGAACUUGAGGCAGAAAUAAAAUCUAAAUUGGAACAGCUGAAAGAGAAAGAGAACAAAAUAAAGAUGCUACAGAAUCGUGUGGAAGAACUGCAGAAAGCAGGACUGGAAAAAAAGGAUGCAUCUUUUUCAGUGAAAGAUUCUGAUAAACUAAUUGAGGAAAUUGAACAACUGAAGAAGUCCCUACUUGAUAGUGAAAUGAUAACUUUAGAUGCAAAGAAAGAAUCUGCCUUUCUCAGAACUGAAAAUUCUGAGCUGAAGGAGAAGAUGCAUGAACUCCAAGAUACUUACCAGCAGAUGCAAAAGGAUGUUCAAGUGUAUCAAAGCCAAAUAGAAGCAGGGAAAACCAGUUACAAAAAAAUGCAAGCUGACUUGCAGAAAGAGUUGCAGUCUGUAUUCCAAGAAAACACAAGGCUGAMCUUGCUGAUGGAGGGUAAAGUUCCUAAAGACUUGCGCUGUCUUGUGGAGCUGGAAAAAAAUGCAGGUGAUUUAAGAACAGAGCUAGAAAAAGCACUAGAAGAGAACACACAUCUACAAAAACAAGUAAAUGAGCUGUCAGAAUUGCAGUCUUUGCCAAAUACAGUGGAGUUGCAAAAAAAGGAGUUACUUGAAAAAUCUGAGGAGCUACACUUAUUAAAACUGGAAAGAGAAAAGCUGCUUUCUGAAGUAGCUGAUAAAGAAGUUAAAUUCAAACAUAUGGCUGAAGAAAUUGAAAAAUCAAAAGAAGAUCUAGCAGGUGCACAGCUCAAGUCUGUAAAAUCUGAUCAGGAGUAUGUAGCACUUAAACAGCUCCAUGAAGAACUAGAGCAAAAACAUGUGACUGCAUUAGAGGAUAAUGAACAAAUGAAGCUCCAAAUAGAAAUUCUGUCUAAGGAAGUACAAGAGUCUAAAACAGCUUUGGAUGAUGUGAAAUUAGAGCUUUCCAGGAAAAUGAAAGAAUUAGAAGAAAAGACAGAGGAAUGCAAGGAACUUGACCAAGUAAGAGAAGAUCUUAUUCAGACUCAGCAGAGGUUAAAUGAAAUGGAGCAAUUGAAAGAGCAAGGGAAGAUUACAGAGUCUAGAUUGGAAGCCAAGGAUUCAGAAAUUCAGGCAGUUCUUCAGCAGCUCAGUGAAUGUCGGGAAGAAAUUAAGAUCCUCGCCCAGGAAAGGGAUUCCCUAAAGCAGAAAGGAGAAAUCCUCCAAGCGGAGGCAGACCAACUCAAAGAAGAUAUAAAGGAGACUGUUUCAAUGAACAUUCUGGCACACGAAGAACUGAGAAAUGCACAGAGUUCUCUCAAGAAAUCCCAGGACAUGAUUAAGAAAUUGGAGAAAAGUAUUUCUGAGAAAGAAGAUGAAAUUCUGAAUAUUGAAGAGGCACUAAGGAAAACUAUUAAUGAACUUGAAAUACAGUUGUCACAGAAGACUGAAGAAAUAAAAACCAUCACAUCAGAGCGAGACCAGUUUGCCAAAGGAAAAUUGGAAUGUACUAAAAAUGAGGGAAGUGAUGAGCUUCAGGUGCUAAAGGAACAAAUUUCUUCUCUUACACAAGAAAACAAUUCAUUGCAGAAUAAACUGGACAGCCUCCAUAUGAAGCAGAAAGAAUAUGAGGAGGGCACUUUGCCUCAGGAAAAAACUACUGACCAAGAAUUAUUACUCUUGAGAGAAGAACUGAUCCAGGCACAAAGCAAGUUACGUGUAAUGGAAGAAAUGAAAACCAGUGAAUGCCAAAGGGAAUCUGAAAAGAUGGGGAGAAUAAACUUAAUUCCAAAACUGCAUGACUGUCAGGACGUGAGCACUGCAACAGAUGGAGAUGAUAAUCUCAAAGUACAAUUUGAGAAUCUCCAAAAUGAGAGAGACCAGCUCAGGGAAACCAUACAGGAGAAAAUUAGCAUGAAUUCAGAGAUGCAGGAAGAGUUGAGAUGUGCUCAUAACUCUCUGAAGGAAUAUCAGGAGACAAUUGCAGAGCUGAAAGGAAGUAUUUCAGAGAAAGAAAGUCAAUUCCUAGUAAUGCAAGAAGCAUCGAGGGAAAAAACUGAUGAACUGCAGCAGCAGCUCACAGAAGUAACUGAAAACCUGUCUCGUGUCUCUUCUGAAUAUGACAAGCUACUGGCUGAAAAAGAGCAAACUGAACAAACAAUGAAGGAGCAUCUUUCUGAGCAACUUGAGAGAAUCACUUUMCUUAACCAAGAGAGAGAUGAACUUCAGCAAAUUGUAGAAAGCUUUAAAGUAGAAAGAGAUCAGUUAGAGGCAAAUUUUCAUGAAAGCAAAGAGAAAUGUAUGCGAACUCUGACAGAAAUGGAAAAUCUACAGGAAGAACUAAGGAAACAGAAAAAGCAAGCUGAUCUCCAGAAGAUCAUGCUAGUAGAAAGAGAAGAGAAACUGCAGAACACUGAGAAAAAGCUAAUAGAAGAAAUAGAUGAGCUGAAACAAAAGAUAGGCAAGUUGAAUCAAGAAUUGAACUUGGUAACUAAGGAAAGACACCAGCUGCUGGAUGAAAUGAGAGAAAAGGCUGAGAGUGACAGUAGUAAAYUUCAAGAACUGGAGAAACAGAGUUACGUAUUAGUACAGGAGAGAGAUGAGCUCCAGCAAAUGCUGGAACAUAUUCAGACAGAAAAGGACAAACUGGAGGUGAACCUACAUGAGAGUAUUGAGAAGGCCCUUGAAACUGAAAAGGAAUUGAAACAACAACAAGACCUAUUCAACAAGGAGAAAAGCAAAGCUGAAAAAAGAGAGGAACAAUUGCUGAAGGUUCAGAGGCGCUCAGAAAUUCUAGAGGACAGCCUCACAAACAAGAUCCAGCAGUUAACUGAGACACUGAAUACUGUAUCAUGUCAAAAAGACCAGUUAUUGGCUGAAAGAACUCAUCAUGAUUUCCAGCUUCAAGAACAGAUCUCAUCUAUUAAUCAAGAAAAAGAUGAGCUACAGAAACUUCUUCAGGAAGUCAAGGCUGAGCGGGACGGUCUCAAGAUAGAAUCGCAAAAAAAAUCUGAGAUGUUGAUUGAAACUACUGCCAAACUGGAUUGUGCUCUGAAUCAGCUGAAACAGAAAAACCUGCAUGACCUAUCAGUUCAGGUGAACACCCUUGACAGUGCAGAACAGACAUGUGAUGGCAGCCUGGAGGAAAAGAAAGUCAAAAUUAAGGAGCUUCUUGAGAAAUUUCCAGCYAUGGGGAAGAGAUAUGAAUGUCUCUCUACAAUGUCUUUUAAUCUAAAGAAUGAGCUGAAUAGUCAAAAAGCACUGAUAGCAGGGAUACUGACUCAGCUUUCAUCGGAGCAGAUUAAACAAGUCAAAAGACUUCAGACUGAAAAUGAGAAAAUAAAUGGUCAUCUGCAGAGUUUACUAAACAAAUUGAAGUUUCUUUUCAGUCGUGUUUGCUCGAAGAAGGGAGACUAUCAUACCAGUGUUAACAAGUAUGAAAUGGAAUUGCUAGAGGAAAAGAAAAAGCAAAAUGAGCUUCAAACUCAAAUUCAGUGUCUCRGGAAGUCUCGGUCGAACCAUGGAGAAACAUCUUCUCAAGGCUUAAAUGUCACAGAAUUGCCCCAGAACUUGCGCUUGGAUGCAGAGGAUCUUCUUAAAGAYGUAUCAGAAAUGGAAAGUGAACUCAUCUGCAUAGAGGCAGAGUUACAGCAUGAAGAAAGUGCUAGAAAAGAAAUGAUGCAAUUUUGGGAGGCUUUUUCAGGAGCUCGCUGUGAUGCAGAAGAACUUAAAGAUGGGUUGAGGAAAGAUAAUGAAAAGCUUUUACARUUCAUUAAUUUCUGGACUCCUAAAGUAAAGGUACUCCUUCAGCUUUCCUCAGAACUAGAUGCUAAAUCUGCCGAUUACUGUAAAAGAGCUGAUGGUGAACGUAAACUAAGCAAAGAGAAAACAGAAGAGUUGCUUCAGGAGCUGAACAACACUAAAGGACAACUGGCACCUGGUGCCUCUGCUAGUCUCCUCUUAGAAGAGGAAAACUAUAGACUUCUUAACAAAUUGAAGGCUACGGAAGAAGAUAUGAAGGCUAUGGAACUAAAAAUCCAAAAGCUGGAAAAUAUAAUAAAUGAAGCAGGAAAAAAUGCCCAAGAGAAGGAUGACAGGAUCAACAAGUUAGAAGAACAGAUCAAAAGGAAAACGGCUACAAGCGAGCUCACUCAACUUCAGGCCAUGCUAAAUGAGAAAGAGAAGUGCCUCAGAAAUGCUUUAACAGAGAAGCAAAGUCUCCAGGCAAAACUAGAUAAAGGUGCUGAGCCGUAUAAAGAAGAAAUUGAUCAUCUCAAAAUGCAGUUGGUAAAAUAUGAUAUGGAAAGAAUGAAACAAUCCAACUGCUUUGAUAAGAAGCUUGCUAAUUAUAAAGCUCUUGUGGAAGACCAGGAAGAACAGUUGAGAAAACUAAAAGAAGAACUUCGAAGAGCACGGCAAGAGCAAGAUGUUACAGUGGUCUCGGAAAAAGAAUCUCCUCAGCAACCGCAAAUGCCUCUUACUUGUGGUGGUGGCAGUGGGAUUGUGCAGAGCACCCAGAUGCUUGUUUUAAAAUCUGAACAAGCUAAACUACAGAAAGAAAACYUGCAACUGAAGAAACAAAAUGAUCUCCUGGUAAGUAAUGAAGUUCAACUGAAAGAAGAACUUAGAAAAUGGAAAGAAAGAGCACUAAAACUAAAAGAACGAUCCUCAAGAGAAACUGCUCAGGAGACAAUCCCGAGGUCUCCAAGGAAAAUGACACAAAUUAGCUCUCUCAAAGAGCAAAUGCCUUCUCCUGCCAAGGAACCUCGUUCUCAGGAAAGUGUGACUCGGGACACAUCAAAGACACUACCGCUGACUUAUCCAACAAAUUUCUUYGAUAAUUCCAACUUAGUUGUACCAACAGAUACACAAUCUGCAGGAAUAGAGCCUACAGAGGAACAUCUUAGGCACUGGUUUGGAACUUCAGAAGGAGAUAAAGCACCUGAUUGUACCACCCAGUAAAGAUGAUGUCUGUAAGCUGUCUCUACAGUGGCUAUACAGCCAUUAUCUGCAUACGCAGAAGAGGACUGCUUCAGGUUAAAAGCCGUCAUCCUCAUACACAUCUACUAGGCUCUGGUAGCAUAUAGAUAUCCCUUGCUUCUUGGAGCUGCUGCUUUCUAUGGCCAUAAAAACUGAAAUAAAAGCACAUAAAUGGAGAAACGGUAAUGCUGCCUGUAACCUGUUCAUGCUGUGGUGGUUCUACCUUGGUCAUUUUACCAUUUGGAUAGCAAAGGUAGCAAAAGCUAUAUUCUGAAGAAAAGAUGGAAAAGGAUUGUGAAAAAUAAUCUACUGUGAAACUUCUCUGCCUUAAACUUUGUAUUUUGUCAUUCAUACAGCUCUUGAGCUGUUAAUUUUUGUACCUGAAUAGUGUUGAAAUGAACAGAUCUCUUCUCAACUUUUUUUGUUCCAGAUCCAUUUUUGCAUCAUGUUUUUGUAGGGCCCUGGGAGUGGUGUUUUCACCACAACUCUAACCUCUGUAUUUGUACAUUGCCAUUGAAACUAUUGUUUUUUUGUUCAUAGGGCACACAAUCAAAGUUUGAUCUUUAGAAAUCUUUACUUCAGCAGCUCUGUCAAUUAUAGUGMCAAGAAUAACUGUAUUUUGCAUCAUAUUGAAAUAUACUUCCAGUUCUUGUGUGGAGUUGGAUAUCUGAUUUUUUUUAACAAUAUUUCAUGGAACUGACUGACAGGUUUCUUGCUUACUUAGAGAGGCAGAAACCAACUGUGGACAACUUGGGCUUCAAAAAAGACUUCAUUUUACUAUCAUACUUAUCCACAAUGUGAGRCUUAUUUUUUUAUUUUCUGUAUGAGAAGGCUUGUUUGAUAAUAAACUUGAAUGUGGUAAUUAUUAAAAAA
This is a messenger RNA of Nothoprocta perdicaria, 7606 nucleotides long. It is a transcript of the gene CENPE, whose product is annotated as centromere protein E. Bases 26 to 6715 code for a protein of 2229 amino acids. The transcript is spliced from 44 exons. Gene Ontology annotation, molecular function: microtubule binding; plus-end-directed microtubule motor activity; ATP binding. Lineage: Eukaryota; Metazoa; Chordata; Aves; Tinamiformes; Tinamidae. The record is from RefSeq and is a predicted model, not a curated record. Gene Ontology annotation, biological process: mitotic cell cycle; microtubule-based movement. Gene Ontology annotation, cellular component: microtubule.